AGCAGGAAGCGAGCUGCCCGGUUCUGCCUGCCCCUCCCUGGGAGGGGAGCCGAGUGCGGAGGGGGGCUCUGUGCUCCAGGAGGGGCUGGGGCCCUGCCUCCGGGGGCUGUGCAUGGGGCAGGCGGGAUGGCGGGGGCUGGCUGGGCACCGCCACGCCUGGAUGAGUUCAUCCUGACCGAGAGGCUGGGCAGUGGCACCUAUGCUACUGUUUACAAAGCCUACAGGAAGGCCCUGCCAGCUGGUCUGCCGGUACAAACCCAUUCCCGGGCACGGAGCUGGAGCACUUUCAGCCUGGCAGGGAGAGCAGGGCUGCUCCUUCAGUCCCUGACUCUUCUGGGUGACCGUGGGCAAGCCCUCGCCCCGUGCCUCAGCUUCCCCAUUUGUGAAAAGCGGAUGGCGAUCUGCUCCCGGGGAGGCUGUGUGUCGUCAUGCAGGAAGCCUGCAUGGUUUCCAUUCCCUUUCCAGAAGAACGCCCGGGAAGUGGUGGCCAUCAAGUGCGUGAACAAGAAGAGCCUGAACCGGGCAUCGGUGGAGAACUUGCUGACAGAGAUCGAGAUCCUGAAGACCAUCCGCCACCCACACAUCGUGGAGCUGAAGGACUUCCAGUGGGACAGUGACAACAUUUACCUCAUCAUGGAGUUCUGCGCUGGGGGGGAUCUGUCCCAUUUCAUCCGGACGCGGAAGAUACUCCCAGAGAAGGUGGCGCGGCUCUUUCUGCAGCAGCUGGCGUGUGCCCUGAAGUUCCUUCACGACAGGAAUAUCUCCCACCUGGACCUGAAGCCUCAGAACAUUCUCCUCAGCUCCGUGGAAAAUCCUCAUCUCAAGCUGGCAGAUUUUGGCUUUGCGCAGUACAUGUCUCCGUGGGACGAGAAGCAUAUGCUCAGGGGAUCCCCGCUCUACAUGGCCCCCGAGAUGGUGUGCCACCGGCAGUAUGAUGCCCGUGUGGACCUGUGGUCCGUGGGGGUCAUUCUUUAUGAGGCGCUGUUCGGGAGGCCGCCUUUUUUCUCCAAAUCAUUUGCCGAGCUGGAGGAGAAAAUCCGCAGCAACCGGGUGAUCGAGCUGCCCUGCCGGCCCCGGCUUUCCCAGGGGUGCCGGGAUCUCCUGCAGCGCCUCCUGGAGAGGGACCCGCUGCAGCGCAUCUCUUUCGAGGAGUUCUUCACCCAUCCCUUCGUGGACAUGGAGCACAUGCCCAGCGCAGAGAGCCUGUGCAAAGCGACCGCGCUGGUAGUGGAAGCUGUAAAGAAGGAUGAGCAGGGAGACCCCUCAGCCGCCCUCUCUCUCUACUGCAAGGCCCUGGAGUUUUUUGUCCCUGCCCUGCACUAUGAAACUGAUGCUCGCAGGAAAGAAGCGAUCAGGUCAAAGGUGGGUCAGUACAUCUCGCGAGCGGAGGAACUAAAGACGCUGGUGACGUCCAACAACAAGACCCUCCUGCAGCAGGGCAACCCCGCCAGGAACAUCCUCAAAGAGAUGUCCAGGGACAAACCCCGCCUGUGUGCCGCGCUGGAGGUGGCGUCUGCAGCCAUGGCUAAGGAGGAAGAGGGCAAGGAGGACUCUGACACACUGGAUCUCUACCAGCAGAGUCUGGGGGAGCUGCUGCUUAUGUUAGCUGCAGAACCUGUGGGCAGGAGACGGGAGCUGCUUCACUCGGAGAUUCAGACUCUGAUGGGCCGGGCUGAGUACCUGAAAGAGCAGAUCAAGAUGAGGGAUGCGCAAUUCAUGGGCAAGGAGAUGCUGUCGGAGUCUGUCCGGAGCUCCUGUACUCUGCAGUAACAUCCAGGUGAGCAUGGACCCCCGGGGGAUCAGUACAGCACCCAAGGCAACAGAUACCGUCUGACCUCCUCGCCAUCAGCCUCCUCAUCUGACUUCCCAGCCAGGAAUCAUGUGCGUGCAUCACGGUUUGUGUACGUGUAUUAACAGACACUUGGCUGGUUUCUAUACACGCUGUCACACUAGUUCCAGAACAUGAGUUUAUCUAGAGGGUUUCACUUAUAUGCACUGUCUGGUGAUUUUACACAUGUAUAUACGCAGUAUAUAUGUACAAAUCAUUGUAAAAAAUGGGUUUGUCCUAUGUUAAACAAAGAGAGAAUUAAAGACCUUUUAGUAUUUAAUGUCAAGGAACAACCUUAGCUCCAUUACUGACCCCUGCCUGGGUAGCUAGGGGAUAAUGACAAGAUUUAGAGCUUAAAGGGUUGAUCAUACAAACAGGGCAUUUGUGUGGUGUUGCUGUAGACUACUGGCCUUUAGGGACCCCGUGAGGGACGUGAUAACAGAAGUCAGGGGGCUUUAGCGGUACCUUCCUUAAGGAUUUGCUCCCUGCGGCUGCUCCUUCCACACUCACUGCCUCUCCGCAACAGAGUCGUGGAUAGAGGGGCUGGGAAGGGUCUGAGGGGGAUCUGAGGAAAGGGUCUAAGUCCCAUCCCCCUGGCUGCAGGAUGGUAUGAAUGUAUUUCUGCCUAAUCCCCAGUUGCACGCUUCGAUCCCUCCAAUCAGGGGCUCCGUGACUGCGGCAGACGGCCUAUUCCACCCUCGCAUCUCCUUCACUGUUUAAAAAGCGGGAUAAAUAUUGUUUUCUUCAUUUUAACUCCUGCAGAUUCCUUCUCCCCCCCCCCCCCCCAUAAACUCUCCAUCAUCCCCUGCACCGUGUGCUCAUCUUUCCUUUGGGCCAUACAUGUUCCUUUCUCCUCACAAAUCCUCGUCUAGGACACCUUUUUAACAAAAUCCUGUCUCCUGAUUGGCCGGUGAUGUACAGCCAGCACUUGGCUCCCUGUCCACAACCUGAGGGAAGAGAAAGGAAGGAGCUGGCCCCACGGGGCUGAGCACCUCUGGUGAGAAUCCUGGUAUCUUUCCUGAAAUCAGCGAGAGCUGAGAACACUCAGCACCUUGCAGGAUCAGGACCCUCGGGAUCUAUGGAAGAAAAGCACUUAGAAGGCCCUGAUCCAAAUCAGUGGAUCAGGCCCAUAGUCUUAGUAUUAUCUACUGUGCACCUUUAAUCCCGGUAAAAGCCACACCAGAGCAUCUCCCAGUGACUGGAAUCUAUUUGGUGGAGCUUUUACCAAUUGUAUUUUAGUUAUUCAGGGCUCUAUUUUUUUAAAUUGAACCCUAAGCUGACUGUUAAACAGACCCGUCAGUAGUAGCUUGUUUUUAAGACUGACGGGACUGGAAAUCCAGCCAGCCGCUUAGAAAACACUCACUGGUAUGGGAAGGCCAAACAACAGCUAAAACUGCAGUUUGCUCCUGAGGGCUGGGGACAGAUCCAUGAGCUGGAUGUUUAGGUGAGCCGUGGCGCUCUGAGUGGAGGCUGAUGUGCCAUGCCGUAUCGAGCACUGACACGCGCAGCACUCCAGGUCGGUCGUGGCUAGAGCUAGGUGAAGAAACUUUUAUUUUUUCCAGUUAAAAAUGCAGAUUUGGCAACACUGAAUUGUUUCACGAAUUCAUGGUGAUUCUGUUGAAUUGUUUUGGUCUAUUUUUAAAAAAAAAAAGGGGGGGGGGAGAUGGGCUUGAAACUGCUUUGAGUUCCAAUCUGUCUCUGAAUUUUAUUAUAACGUGAUCAAAAUCAAAACAUCAUGUUUUGAUUUUGUCAAAACAAAAUUUCAUUUGCCCCAAAACCAUUUUUGUUGUUGACCUUCCAGACUUGCCAGUGAACCAAAAAAAUCGAUUUGCCCAGCUCUAGUGCUGACUCGAGUACUGCAGAUGUGCCUUCGUCAAUGGAUCAGUCAGCUCCCUGCUCCUACAUCAAAGAUCUCAAUCAGUCUAGUCGCUCCGUUUUGGAGCAGAAUUUCACUGUGUGCAUCGUGUGUCCUCCCCAGUCUCUUUCUGUAAUACUGUGUCCCUAACAAGCAUUCUCUCAGUCUGUAGCAACACUGUCCUGAAAUGGCUGGGGAGAGAUUAAGCAAGCUACGGGACCAGAACGGUUCAUGCCAACCCUAAGAGCAUUGGUCCUACAGCUGUGUACUGUAUUGUCUGAAGCCAAAUAUGCCAGCUUGAAUUUAGCCUGACUAAUUUUCCUGCCCUUUAUUUCUGUAGAUCCUGGACUAUCCCAGACAAGGGGAGUCAUUUGCUAUGGGGCAAAAGGGGCAGUUACCCCUCCCAGACCUUGAUUUGCCCCUCCGCCCUGACUUUUCAUAGGUAUAUAUGCUCCAUUUCUCCUCUCCCCCCCCCCUCCCCCCACCAACUUUGCAGGACAUAAUAAAAUCACAUAUAAUGUUAUAUAUGCUGACAACUUUCCCCCGCUCCUGCACUCCCCUGAAACGCUGCAGGCCCCUGGGCCAAACUCAUCCCACUGGAGCUCAUGACAAAAUUCUGAUUGGGAUGAGGAUUUGGCCUUAUUCCCAUGCCCCUAUCCCUGGGUGCUGAAUUGCUAACCGCCAAUUCCCCCUAGCACUGGGUUUAUUGGGUCUUGCUGUUUGGAGCUGCUUUGAGCCACAAUCCUGACUGAUCCUUUCCUCCCUGUGACAGUCUUUACUUAUAGACAUCACUUAACCCUGAAACCCCCAGCAUUAGUUGGAACUGAACUGACCCUUACCUCAUCUCUUAUUUUUGGUUAUGAUUUUUCUUUCUGUCCUGCUUGUAGAAGGUUGGGCUGACGAGUGAGCUCCUCAGAGCCACGGGCAGCUCCUCCGGCUCUGGCCACUGUUGGUUUGAAACGUACGGGAGGGAACGGUAAAUGGCAGUAGUAGCUUGGCAGGAGGCAGCGCUCUGGGAACGGGCCCAGCACCGCUCGGAGCUUUUCUCAAAGUCUGCUGCGUUUAAAGAAAAUGUAAUUGAUUGGUGGCUUUAUUAAAUAAUUUUCCAAA
Molecule: messenger RNA, 4793 nt
Organism: Chelonia mydas (Green sea turtle)
Lineage: Eukaryota; Metazoa; Chordata; Testudines; Cheloniidae
Gene: ULK3
Product: unc-51 like kinase 3
Exons: 17
Coding region: 127-1770 (547 amino acids)
Biological process (GO): protein autophosphorylation; peptidyl-serine phosphorylation; autophagosome organization
Cellular component (GO): autophagosome; cytoplasm
Molecular function (GO): ATP binding; protein serine/threonine kinase activity
Source: RefSeq, a predicted model, not a curated record